This is a messenger RNA of Paramuricea clavata, 4554 nucleotides long. The record is from the annotation of a GenBank genome assembly. Lineage: Eukaryota; Metazoa; Cnidaria; Anthozoa; Malacalcyonacea; Plexauridae.
AUGAACAUUGAGACAAUUAUUCCGAACAAGAAAGAAAGCCGAGUUCGUGUUUUGAUCAGCUAUCCAAAUUCAAGAGUUGUUGUGAAGGAAUCGUUUGAUAAACUGACCUCUUCCCUUAUAAAAAAUAUUGCUCUUAAAAACUGGAGUACUGUUGCGAAUAUUGUGUUUAAGCAUACCGAUAUCCGGGAGCACCUACCUAAAGUUUUGAACAGGGAAGUCGGCGCAGAAUUUCGUUCGUUCAGUUCUGACAGCAUUUUAAGCGGGUCUUCACCAGAUGAAUUAGCUGCAUUCAGCAAUAAAAUCCUUGUUCACGAAGUUAAUGUUAAAUGCCCACUUUGGUCAGCAACUAUGAGUGGAGCCUGUGGCGCAUCACCUCAAAACUGUACAUGUACAUCUUCUCAAAACCGUGUGGACCGUGCCUUGAAUGCUAUGGCCCUUGCUACGUCCGCUUUAGCAAGAUCUAGGAAUGCAAAGUUAUCUGCUUAUGCAUACAGAAUCUCGCUAAUAUUAUUUAAAAGUGGUGCAAGUUACUAUGACAGAGUCCGGCUUAACCGUCUUGGUAUCUGCAUGUCCCCUGAAAGUGUGGUAAAUCUCAAAAAAAAGAUGGGCAUGUCAACAGACACCAAAGUAUUAUCAUGGAAAAAGAAUGUGGAGGAAAACCUUAAAGCUCAGAAUUUUAUUAAGGAAGUGGAAACUAUUCAAACCCAUCGAGAGGAAGAUGACAUGAUUUUGGAUGAAGUUACAUUUGACUUGAUUGAGAAAGCUGUGCAAGAGUACCCAACAUUUAGCAAACCAACACAUGAGUAUUGUGUCCAACUGGCAAAAAAAUCAAUGCACCAACUUAACCAUGGUUGCAUUAACAAAGCUGUUUUGGAAGAUGUGAUGCAUUUGCUGCAAAGUCAGAAACUUCCACUCUACAAGUCAGCAUAUUUUAAAUGUAAACAGUGCUGCCACUCUAAACAUCAUAUUUUCACCUAAAGCGAAUGCUAAAAAUCCAUACGUUUCCCCAAUGCCUCAAACAUAUAUUUCCCCCACCCCCAUACAAAUAUAACAUUUUCCGUAAAUUUUCCCUUUUUAUGCCAACAUUUUACAUGGUUGAUCAUUCCAGGAAAACCUGGAUAGUGCAUCCUAAUUUGCAUUCUGAUGAUCCACAUACUUUCGAAAUCAGAAUAUCACAGUAUAAAUUAUGAUAAAAAAUUUUGAAAUAUGUCCAUUUGUUACAAAUCAAGUGCUUAUGUGUUUAAAUUCGCUUUUGAGUUAAGCAAGGUGCAUUUUCUGUAUGAAACCUGGUAAAUGUAACUGAAAAUAUGCUGAAAAUAACCAUAACAAAAAAAAUAACAAAUAAAAAAACAAAAAUAAAAUAACCUUUUUUCCCCAUAAGUAUCUCCUUAUUGCAAUUUGUAGGGAGUAGGAGAAUCUCCUACUCCCUACAAAUUGCAAAAAUCUCCUAUUAGUAUAAUUACAUAGGUGAUUAUUGUAAAUUCUCCACGCUGAUUGGUUGUCGUUGAGGUGAUUAUUACGUGAUAAUCACCUAAGCGAUUUUCAAAAUGGGGGCCGAAGCCUUUUUGUCAAUUAAAUGACGAAGAAAUGUGUAUUUUCUUAUUUUUCCCCAAAUAAUCACCUAUGAAAUUAUACUAAAACAAUUAUUCACCUCAGGCUCGGUGAUUAUCGUGAAUAAAAACCUCGACUUCGUCUCGGUUUUUAUUCACCGAUAAUUGCGUUGCCUUUGGCGAAUAAUUGUUAAAUGUAGGGGGAUCUCCCUUACGAAUAUGUGGCAGCUAUGUUCAUAAAUUAUGUAAUUGCUUUAGUACAGACCCUGGAUUAAUAGCAGCAUAGUGAUUGCUGAUCGUGUAUAGUUAUAUAUUAAGUAUAUAGAAUAUAAGAUCAGUCACCAUUAUAGUACUGUAUUGUAGCUACAGUUCUAUCAGCAGAUUAUCUAAGACAAACGAUUCUGUAUACUUUUCCCUCAUAGAUUAGUUGGUGAUAAUAUUGACUAUCACAUUCAAGCUAGAUACCAGUCCACUGACCGCACAAACCAGUCCAUUCAUUGGACCCAACAGUAUGCUGUGUUGAACAGAAUUGAUAUAUCUUCAUUUGACAACUCCAAACCACUAAUGAUGCUGAGAGACAUACAACUAUCAAAUGUCCUUCCAAGCAAUGCUGUACUGAAAAGUUUCAAAUGGAACUGUUCAAUCUUGGUUAGCAGAGUCAUCAGCAAAUAUCUUGAUAGUUUCAAGCACUUGCAAGACUGUGUAGUGCGACAUAUCUCCCAUAAAUAUUCAAAAGAAAUGUCACAGAAAUCAGACAUUGUAAGUCAUCUCACUACAUAAAAAUAAAAUAAUGGAGGGUUUUCUACAUAUAUAUAGCAAUAGGAACAGUGGUUAUACUCGAUAUUUCCCAGGAGCAUAUGAUACUGACAUGUCCGACCUGAAGUCUUUGUUAGUGGAUCCCAUUUCAUGUUUCAUCCAGUAAAAUGUUUUGUCUUUAUAUGCUAAUGAAAUAACCACUGGGGCAUCUACCCAUGAGUAGGCCCUUUGCUUGCCACAGUAGUGAAGCAAUAUUUUCAGAUGAGCUGUGCCCUUUUGAUCAUUAGUAAAACAUCAUCCUUGUUGAAAAUUAAUGCUGCAACUGCCUGCUUUAAUUCUCAUAUCUAAUUUUCACAUUCUCGAUGUUCCAUUUUAUAAAAUUCAGGACAGCAUGGUCUUUAUUAGCCUGCUGAGCCUGCCAUGCAGGCUACUGGUCUUUAUGUAUACAUAACUGUGAGGGGAAAAGGCCAUCAUUGAGACUUAUCCCCAGUAGUUGUAAUUUCUUAAAAAAUGCCCAGUAAUUAUGUAAUAUUAAACCAAAAUAAAAACUGUUAAAAAUGUUCUGAUAUUAUGCAAAGUUGUAGAAGCUUGUUUUCCUGACACAUUUUCUGUUACAUGACUUCAUCGUAUUGUUAUAUAGUCAAAGUGGCAUUUAUGUGUCAGUGAUAAAGUCUACAUUAAAUUUUUAAAAAAUCCCAAUAUGAAGAAAGAGUUAUGCAGUUAUGGAUGAUCCUUGCCCAAAACUUUUAUUUGAAAAUAAAUGUAUUUUUAAUUAUUUUUAUAGUGUUGUCUUGGACUUCAGUUUAGUAAUCCCAAUAUCGCAGGAGAAAUGGCCCAGCUUAUCAUGACCAACCAACAAAAGUAUGCACCAUCUAAUAUGGUAAAUGAUGUACCAGAUAUUCUCAUGGAGGUACCAAUGCAUGGUGAUCAGUUAUUUGAAGAGCGCUGUAGAAAUGUUCAAUGGACAUUUCAGGAUGGAAUAAGUAAAUAUGAUCGACUAGAAGGCAUUACAACUGAAGCAGCUGACUGGCAUGCAAAAGUAAAUUUGUACAAUGUAUGUCUUUUAGAAGAUAAGUUUCAACUCUUUCACACCCAACUUCCAGGAGCUGGGCCUACAUUUACCAGUAAACUAGACUGAUCUCAAACAGUGCUUGUGUUUGAAGACACACAAUCAUAGGACAUAUGGGAAGGAAAACAUUAAUGGGGCAGAAAAAAAUUUGCCCAACUUUUUCCCAUUGUACCCGACUUGUCAAAACAAUUUUCCAUGCAAACUUUCCAAAAUUGUUGUUGACAGGUGGGGCGGGGGGAGGGGGUGUAUUAUAAUUUAUUAUGAUUUUUAUAUUGAGGGGAGAGGGGGAAACACAAUUUUUGACUAUUAUAUUUAGCAUAUUUCCCCCAAUAUUGAAGGAAUUUCUCCUAUUUGUUUUUAUAAUAAUUAGCCAAUAUUGCCUGAAUGUGAAGCAAAUAUUGCCCGACUGGCCUGGUCUGCCUAACAAAUUGGGGGCAGCUCCUGCCCCCCCCCCCUGCUGUCCUGUACGCCUAUGCACAAUGUACUUUUUACUACAACUACAUUACAUUUCUUAUGUGUUAGCAAAAUACAAGCAUCUAUGAUUAUUAGUUUUGCAAACAUAUAGAAUACAUUACCACUAUUUGUAGGUAUACUGCCUGCCAGGUAACACCCAUGAAUGUAAUUUUCAUGUUUUUUAACAGAUUGAAUUUGACAUAUUUGUCAGUGAAUCAUCUGCAGCACAGAUAGGAACAAGUAGAGCAACAAUGAAUCGAACUGGAAAGACAAGGGCUGCUCAAGGUGUAGAGAAACAUUAUAACGAGUACAAGGACUUUCACCAGGCUGAAAUCGAGGCACAUAUAUGUGCAUCGUUCAUGGAGAUGAUAAGUUUAAAACAAAUAGAGAGUAUGUUAUAUUUUUUAAUGUUUGAUGGACUGCUGUAACCUAUGAAAAUGAUAAAAAGGGAAAUAAUAUGAUUGUACACUGUAAUACAGUAUUUUAUGUAAUCUGACAGAUAAACCAAACAUGACAAUGCCAACAUCAGAUGUUGGAAAGGAAAAUAGAGGAAGAUGGUUUUUGGAAUUGUGCCAAAAAUACAUUGACCAAUAUAUUGGAGGAGAAGAAAUUAGUGGCUUGGUUGAAAAAGUGGGUGAACUAAAUGCAAAAUCUCAUGGUCCUUUUCUCUGUCGUUUUGAAGGAUGUCAAUAUAAAAGUGCCUACCACUCUACAAGAGUCAAGUAA